This is a messenger RNA of Monomorium pharaonis (pharaoh ant), 1283 nucleotides long. RefSeq lists its product as uncharacterized. The record is from RefSeq and is a predicted model, not a curated record. Bases 32 to 715 code for a protein of 227 amino acids. The transcript has 5 exons. NCBI's taxonomy places the organism in Eukaryota, Metazoa, Arthropoda, Insecta, Hymenoptera, Formicidae.
UCAUCACUCUGAAAUUUCUGGUCACGUCAAGAUGUUUCAACAUCUCCCACCGAAAAUGUUGCAAGAGUUUUCGAAUCGUAGUGACAUUCUGAAGGAACAUUAUGGUAGCCAUAGGUUUCAGAAUGACAAUGACGUUAAGACAGUGAAAUGGCUCAAGUCUCAGUACCCCAAAUUUUACAAGAUGAGCAUCAAAAAACUAUUAAUCUCACGCUUAGACAAAUGCCUCAAUCGUCACGAACAUUACAUUAAAAAAGAUACAUGCCAUAAAACAAACAUUACAAUAAUGAGAAAAUUAAAUCUAAUUAUAAACGUACUCACAAAUCCGGAAAGUAACCAAGUGGAUGUAACAAAGUCAGAUUUAUUGCCAGAUUUCCAGCUGUCGACUACUGAGGAAUUUCUGAAAUUUGAAAAUGAGUUACAAACAGAUAGAGAAAUCCGAAAACAAUUUAAAAACAGGAUUGCAAAAAUUGGGGGCAAUUUAUAUGCUGGGAGAACACGUAAUAUAUUAAAAUUCGCCUUAUUAGACACGCUGUGUCAAAAAUUAUCGUGGACCGGACGGAAAGGAUUUCUGGCGAUCAAAGAAACAACAUUUGCGAAUAUUAUAAUAGAUUACGUAUCACACGUGGAUAAUUGCACUCACCAUCAAGUGCAAAAAAUUAUUCAAGAAUGGCUGCGGCACGCGGGAGAUCGUAUAAAUUACGCAAAAAAAAAAUAAUAUAUAUUAAUAUAUAAUAUCAGAGAGGAACCUGAGAGUGGCCACCGCGGCCUUUUUCGUGCGACCGAUAUUUGACUAGCAUCAGCGCCAAACGUGGAUGUAAAGUCUGUUUUACAUUAAUCGCAAGCAGCUAGUUGCGACUUGACAUCCAAUAGGCGCUUAGUUUCUAGUUAAAGCUCGACAUUUAUUGGGUGUUUCAAAUUGUAACUGGCGAUUGCAAUUAAUGUAGAACGGGCUUUACAUCCACGUUUGGCGCUAAUGCUAGUCAAAUAUUGGUCACACGAAAAAAGCCGCGGUGGCUCUCAGGUCCUCUCUGAUAAUAUAGUAUUAUUAGUUUUUUAUAAUGAUUAAGGUAAUGAAGUUGCAUGGGACGUCAUUUAAGAGCGGGAGGUUAUGAGUUCAAACCCACAUUCUACACGUAGAGUUCUGUUAAGUUAUAGUUUUUUUGAAAUCGUAUUAAUGAAAUCUGUUCUUAAAUAUCAUAAAAGUAUGCUCUAGUUUACACCGAGCACUUGGUACGCGUAUCAAGUAGUGAAUUUAAGCUGAUCAGCCAAUGAUUAAACACAUU